CGCGUAGUUGAAUUAUGAACCGCCUUUGAUAAACACACGGUACAGGUGGACCAUUAAUGAAUGCAUGACCGCGUUUGAAUGGGUCCGUUUGUGUAGACUAUUGGAUCAGUCAAACUGUCAUGCGAAACCAUUUAUUUAUCGGCCACGGCAUCACGAAAAAUUCAAGUACAGUUUGCCAAAAUUUAACAGCUUCUUCUGUCGAUACGGUCCCUCCGAGGCCGAGUAUCACCCGUUAUCCACGGAGCCCAGUCUCAUGGUCGGCUUCGCAAAGACUUGGUUGAAUGCAAUGCGGCUAUGAUGCGAAACCAUUCGGCAACAAGGUAGUCGUGAGUUCGUUGUCAGUUGACCCACAAGAGACAGUAUUGUGACUGAGUUUAUGCACGGAGGAAGGAAAACAUGGUGUUGUCACAUGGAACGUUUUUGUUGCGAACACAAAAAAAAGAACUGUAUUCUUUCCAGUCUGUACUUUUAUGCUUUCAUCGAUGCUUGAUCGAUGGGACCUAACCGUGAACCCGCUAUACACCAAGCAUUGAGUAUGCACCAACCGUGACGUUUUACAGAUCCAUAAAGCCCAAGUAAACAGCACUUGCACCUGAAUCGGGCUUUGAUUUGCAUACAAACAUAACAUUACAAGGCUUUAUAGCAGUAACGUUUCUGUUGAUUUGCACAUUUCAGACGUAGGCCUACGUAUACACCAGCGACGACUUUGCAGGCUCUCACAUGUUGGACCCUGUCUCAGAUAAACGGUCGAUAAAACUAGAAAUAUUAUUUGCCUCCCAAACACAUGCAGCUCAGCCUAUUGAACCCAGUUGAUUGCAUUACGAGUAGGCUAUUCAUUUGAGUAACAUUACAGAAGAGCCUAGCCACCAUGCGAGUACUGACAGACGCUCAGACGAGCAGCACGGAAGAUGCCGUUGAUUUCCACAAUGUGGCCCAUCCUGAGAAACUCCUGGCCGCGCUGAAAGACCAGCGGCUGGACCGUCGAUUUACCGACGUCGUCUUGCGAGUUGAAGAUAAGGAGUACCACUGCCACAGGAAUGUUCUGACGGCCUCCAGUGCCUACUUCAGGAGCAUGUUUCUCAACGACAUGAAGGAGAGUCGGGAGAGAAUGGUUGUCAUCAAAGGAGUUACUUCAACCAGCAUGGAGUUGGUCUUGGAUUAUGCGUAUUCGUCUAGAGUGAGCAUCACGCCUAGUAUCGUGCAGGGUCUUCUGAGCGCUGCGGACCUACUGCAGAUAAUUCCGGUGAGGAAAGCGUGUGAGUCGUUUCUGAAGGAUCGUAUCCACGCUUCCAACUGUCUUGGAAUCUACUUGCUAGCUGAGCAGCAUUCUUGCAAGGAGCUCUCACACGAGGCCUGGUCCUAUGCCCUGGAUAACUUUCCCCGGGUCUGCUGCUAUGGAGAAAUCCUGAAGCAAUCCCUGGCGAUCUUGGUCAAGUAUUUUUCAAGCGACGAGCUUGUAGUUGAGUCGGAGGAGGACGUGUGCGAAACCAUGCUGAAGUGGACGCUGGCCGACAUGAGCCAGCGGCAUAGCCAUCUGCACGUUUUGCUUACUCACCUACGCUCCCACCUGCUGCCUCGGAAGUAUCUCACGGAGAGAGUCCUCACCAACGAAAUCAUCACUGGGGCCAUCGACACCAACAAACUAUUGAGUUCCUAUUACGGUGGCAGCGAGAUUUUUGUCUCGGGUAGGCUGAACAGAAGACAGACUCGUUCCCGUAAAGUCAUCGUCAUUGUGGGUGGCGUAGGGCCGGCAAACACCAAGCUCAGAGAUCUGAAAUACUACGACCCUGUCGACCGACGGUGGGGCACUCUGACCCUGCUCCCGGCCUCAGCAGAGUCCGUGAGCGGCGUGGAGGUAGUCAACAACGACAUCUAUGUCACGGGCUUCAGGGGGGAUGUCUCGGUAUUCAAGACGACCAGCGGCCGGUGGGAGACCCUGACAUCUCCGGAGAUUGAGGCGGGAACCAGACAGAGAAGGGUAGCGGCCAUACUAGAUGGCUUCAUCUACCUUGUAGGCGGUUAUGACGGUACGGCAAGGUUGGCAAGAGUGGACAGAUUCGACACGAGGACCAAGACAUGGCAAGAGGUGACAUCUCUACCAGAAGCUGUCAGCUCGCCCGCCGCCGUCUCGCACGGCGGCAAGCUCUACGUUUUCGGUGGAGCUCUCUCGGACGAGGUGGCCACCGACCGCGUGCGGUGCUACGACCCAGGAUCCAACCGUUGGUUCCCCCGGGCACCGAUGCCUCACGCUCUGUCAGGGAUCGCGGCCCGGGUCCUGGGGGACCGUAUCUACAUCGUGGGGUGUUUGUCUCAAAUCGUACACCGGUACGACCCGAUCUCUGAUACCUGGAGCCAGGUGACUAGUAUGCGACGCACGCGGGCGCUAUGCUCGGCCGCAGUCUGUGACGAUAAGUUGUACGUGAACGGAGGAGAGGACCAACCCAACAGUUUGACGGAUUCCAUGGAGUGCUACGACCCCGUGGCAAACCGAUGGACGCCGUGCUACGGACUUCCCUAUCCAGUCAAACUACACAGCUGUGUUGCGAUCAUCAAAAGACUUUAAACGAUCGAUAUUGACCAUUCACUUCACUAUGAACCUGUUUGAAAAAAAAUGAGCAUGAUCACCAACACAAUCUUAACCAAGUUCAAAAGAAACCAAACAUUGUUUACGCCAAGUGACAACUUGGGAACCGCCAACAUAGUGUGGAUAUCGCAAUUGAUGGAGCACUGGAACGGCAAUCCGGAGGUCGCAGGUUCAAACCCCGUUGGAUUGAGGGAUGGUUGGGUGCCACCGCCUCUCGUCUUAUCGAUUUAAUUACUUUGACAUUUAUACUGAAUUUUUU
Patiria miniata (bat star) is the source of this 2843-nucleotide messenger RNA. Its product is annotated as kelch-like protein 24. NCBI's taxonomy places the organism in Eukaryota, Metazoa, Echinodermata, Asteroidea, Valvatida, Asterinidae. Bases 869 to 2563 code for a protein of 564 amino acids. Gene Ontology annotation, molecular function: protein binding. The transcript is spliced from 3 exons. The record is from RefSeq and is a predicted model, not a curated record.